Messenger RNA from Pundamilia nyererei, 4537 nucleotides. RefSeq names its product R3H domain containing 1 (gene r3hdm1). Lineage: Eukaryota; Metazoa; Chordata; Actinopteri; Cichliformes; Cichlidae. The record is from RefSeq and is a predicted model, not a curated record. Gene Ontology annotation, molecular function: nucleic acid binding. The transcript is spliced from 27 exons. The coding region runs from base 382 to 3828 and encodes 1148 amino acids.
UUUUACACUCUCCUCUCCCUGUCUUCCACCCUCACUCAGUGGAGCGAGCGUACAGGAGGCAGCUGCCGAGGAGCGAGCUGGGAGGCAACUCCAGCCUCCUCUCCAGCAAAUUGUGCCUCCUGUACAAUGGAAACUAAGCGGUCGCAUAGCAGAAAGGAUGGAGAGCAGAGCUGCCAGGCAGGUCUGCAGGGGUCAUGAGGGUGUCAGAGGCCCCGCUCACUGUUCAGAGCAGCUGAAGCAGACAUGGGCAAAGAAGUCUCGGAUGGCAUCGGUAGGCUCAGCCUCAUCGACUUCACCAGCCACAUCCUCCUUUGCCACAACCACCACUGGCUACGCAAGAAGUCCUCUGUAUUUGCCAGCAUCUCCCUGUAAGACUUUGCAAUGAGAAUGUCUGAUAACGUCGACACUGAAACAAUGAAGGUUUCCGAAGCCGCCGAACCCGCGUCAUCUGCGAAAGACGCCAAGACUGAGGUGUCUGACCAGAGCCAGAACAGCAGAGAUGAACAUGGUUGCAACAAUAAAAAGGACAUACAGCCUGUGAAGUACUCUAAGUCCAACACCAGGCUAAAGCUCGUGCGGAGCCUGGCGGUGUGUGAAGAGUCGUUUCCUUGCCCUAUUCCUGAGCCUUCAGCAGCACCCCAGGAUGGGUUCCUACUCCAGCCCUUUGAAAAGGAAGAACGAGCUGCACAAGUCCAAGCCGAGAAAGAAGAAAACUACGACAAGGCGGACAAACCAGAGAAAACGCAGAAAAAAAUGCUGUCGAGAGAUUCCAGUCAAGACUAUACAGAUUCAACUGGGAUAGAUCUCCAUGAGUUCCUGGUCAACAAACUGAAGGGCAACCCCAGGGAUCGAAUCAUGCUGCUGAAGUUGGAACAGGACAUCUUGGAUUUCAUCAGCAAUAAUGAAAGUCAAAAGAGAAAGUUCCCACCCAUGACGCCCUACCACAGGAUGCUGUUACAUCGAGUGGCGGCCUACUUCGGCAUGGAUCACAACGUGGACCCCAGUGGGAAGUCGGUGGUGAUCAACAAAACCACCAACACCAGAAUACCCGAUCAGAAAUUCUCCGAGCACAUCAAGGAUGACAGGGCGGACGAUUUUCAGAAACGCUACAUUCUCAAACGAGACAACUCCAGCUUUGAUCGUGAAGACAGCACGAUUCGAAUGCGUUUGAAAGCUGACAAGAGGAGCAAAUCGAUGGAGGAGAGGGAGGAGGAGUACCAGCGAGCCAGAGAAAGGAUAUUUGCACAUGAUGGAGAUCACUUCAUACUGGAUAGAAGUGCUCAGGAUGAAGACGCAUGCAUGAGCACCCAACAGAGGCGGCAAAUGUUCAGGUUACGGGCCGGCCAGUCUGGCGCCAGCCGGCAGAGCAGCUCGGAGACAGAAGCGCUGCCGCGACACGGCGAGCCCCGGCCUUGGAGCAGCACCGACAGCUCGGACAGCUCCAACCGACUUGCCCCGCGGCCCGCCAUCACCAAGGCCAGCAGCUUCAGCGGCAUUUCCCCCGUCCUCGUCAGAGGGGAUAGCACAGCCAGCAGCAAGAGCACCGGGAGGCUCUCGAAAACAGGUUCAGAAUCGUGCAGCAGCGUCGGUUCCUCGUCCAGCUCGCUGUCCCGCCCCCAGCUGCCUCUCCCAGUCUCAACCUCUUCCCGCUCCAACGUUCCCAGCGCACCUUUAAUCCAUCCCGCUGCUGACGCCAGAGGCGCCGGACACCCUGAGAUGACCAAGAGCCUCCUGUCACAGCCGCUGCCAGCUACAGACGCAGCAAACUAUUACCUGUUACCGCUGGAAGCCUCAGGGAUACCACCUGGCAGCGUUCUGGUCAACCCACACACAGGCAAGCCUUUCAUCCAUCCUGAUGGCAGCGCUGUAGUUUAUAACCCAGCCAGCAUCGCCCCAGCUGCUGGCAGGAUCCAACAGCAGGGGAAACCCCCACAGCAGCCAGUUCCCGCCACAGUGCAGCAACAGCCAACCAAUCACCUUCACUCCCAGCCGAUCUGUCCUCCUCUCCAGCUGCCCUCUGAGCCUGUCCACAACCCAAUGGUCUCUUCUUAUCCUCUUCCUCCUCCUCCUCUUCCUCCUUCUCAGUUCCUGCCCGUCUGUCCUAACCAACAAUACACUGUGCCUGACUCUCUCAACGCCCAGUUUAGCCACAUGACUCUGGCGCAGCAGCCAGCCAAUGACAGUGGCCCUUCAGCUCCUGACGGUCGCCACUAUCCCUCUGUGUACCACCACCACCACCCCUCUGCUGUGGUGCUGCAGGGCGCUCCUCCACAGCAGGUUGCUAGCUACAUAGUGGCAGGGCCAUCAGGAGGACACCCGGGGGUGCUGCAGGGUCAGCCCAUCCCACUCCCAACCCCGGCCCAAAAUCACACAUAUCCCAGCUCCGCCCUGGGUCAUGCUGCUUUUCCCGGACCCGCCCUGAACCAGCCACUCCUGCAGCAGCACACCUACAUCCAGCAGCCUGUCCAACAGAUGUCCUCGUGUUACUGCUCUUCAACCCACCACCCACACUGUUCCAGCACGCAGCAGCAGCAGCACUACCGGCCGCCUGUCAGCACGCUGCCCUAUAACUGCCCACAGAGCCAAAACCUGCCCCAGCAACAAGUGCACCAAGCCGUGAUGCCAAACCCAGCGUCCAGCUACCAGACAGUAGUGGGCGUGCAGCCAACACCCAACCUCGCUCUCACUGGCAACCAGCAAAGCAAUAUGGGCAACCAGAUGCAAGGCAUGAUGGUCCAGUACCCUCCAAUGCAGUCUUAUCAGCAGGUUUCUGUUCCACAGCAGACGUACCAGCAGCCAGUGUUUGUGUCCUGCCAGCCGGGACAGGGGGCAAUGGCUGUCGCUGGCAUGCAGCCCUGCUACAGCCUGCUGCCUCCUAACCAGCACACCACCAUGAGUUCAACAGUGAGUUUCCUGCCCACACCGAUGAUGGAGCAGCUCCAGUUUCCUCAGACCUCGUCCCCCUGCGUCUCCCAGCAGCACCCGGGCCAGCAGUACGCAGGGUUGUUACCCCCGGCCCCCAGCAGCGGCAUGGUGAUGCUGCAAAUGACAGCAGCCCCCUGCCAGCAGCCCCGGGCCCCCUCCCCCUGCCAGAGGAAACCACUCAGCCACAAACACUUGGGCCCCGAGCACCAACGCAACCGCAGGCCCGCCGAGCUCCCUCCGCUUCCGGACAACACCCAGAGCAGCCUGCCCUCGUCUCCGGCACUCACUCCCUCGCCAGGCCAGCCGCCCAGCGUCAAGGGCCUCCCAACAGGCAUCUCACCCAUCCCUGUCAUGGCCCACCACCCGCAGCUCCCUACAGCCUUCUGCCACAGUGGACAAGGUGAAGCGCACUACUCUUUACUGGGCCAGCCUUUGCAGUACAAACCCUCCAUCAGACCUCCGUUUAUCCACACUGCACACAUGAUGGCCAAACAUCAGGUUCCUCUGGGGGUUUGGCGUGGCAGUCAUGGGAGGAAGGCCGGCAGAAAAUCAGUCUCUUCAGAUCUCAGUGUAGGUGAAGCAGUGAGCAGUCAGAUUCUGGACGUGACACAUCCUCCGGAGGGGAUCAGCUGUACAGACUCCCACCACCUCCUGGCAGAGAUGUACAAAGGGGGCGAAUCGAUCCGCCGGCUGUCGGACCAGCAGCCACGGUUGUGCAACUCGACCCGAGGCGCUCCCGGCAGAGACCUGGCCUCGUCGCGCCCUAUCUUUGCCAUGCUCCCCUCCAGACACACCACGCCGAGCGCCGUGUUCCGCCCCACAGGCCCCCGAGCCGCCUUUAAACUCAGAACCGGCAGCGGACACAAAGGGGAGCUGUGCGACUCAGACAGGACUGGCUCAUAGCUGCUAAGAUCUCAGAGCGGCACACAUGGAACGCACAUCCAACCACCUGCCUCUGCUGCCUCAGUCUGGACUGUCUCCCAGACGCUGUCCAAAUCGAAACAUCAAAUGUCUGAAGAAUGAAUGUUCAUUUUUAUUUCGUUUUAGUUUCUUUUAGCUUUAUUCCCUUUUUUUCGGCCAACAGGUCUGUGCAGGGUGGAAACCGAGCACCAGUUUGUAACAUUUGUCCGUAGCUGCAGAGCUCCGCUCAGCGCCCCACUUCUAUUCUUAAACUCGAGUUUGCUGUUCUGAAGUCAAAGUGUUUGGAGACUUUUGGGGUUUGUUUGCCAGCUAUCGCAUUAGUGUGUCUACUGCGGCUGUUUUAAUACCAAAUUUAUUUAUUUUUUCUUGCCACUUUUUGAAAAUUAGAUGAUAUAAUUAUGUUUAAAUUGAACUGAAUGUGUCACGUUGGGUGUUUAAAGGUUCUAGAACGGCACGUAGCAGCAUUUGUAGAAGAAACACUGAAUCACAGAUAAACUACCUGAAUUAUUUAAAGUCACCAUUAAACACCGUGAAUGUUGCAUUUGCACUGAAGUGAUGAUCAGAGGUGGAGAUUUGACUGGUAUCGGACAGAGCCUGGGUUUUUCUUUUAUUAACCCUUAAUACCUGUUUGUUUGCACUCGACCAGGCCACUUUGUUUUAUAUAUUAAAAUGUUUAUAUGCACAAGAAUAA